CCGGCGCCAUGGCGAGAAUGGCCACGGCUUUGGGCGGCAGUGCCGUUGGGGGGCGGACCAUGUCCUGCAGCCUGGACGCGCCCGCCAACGCCAUCAGUGUCUGCCGUGACGGCUCCCAGGUGGCGGUGGCUGGGCGCAACAUCUUCAAGGUCUACGCCAUCGAGGAGGAGCAGCUGUGCGAGAAGGCCAACCUGCGGGUAGGCCGCAAGCCUUCUCUCAAUCUCAGCUGUGCCGACGUGGCCUGGCACCAGGCGGAAGACAAUCUGCUGGCCACGGCCGCCACCAACGGGGCAGUGGUGACCUGGAACCUGGGCAAGCAAUCCCGCAACAAGCAGGACCAACUCUUCAUGGAGCACAAGCGCACAGUCAACAAGGUGUGUUUCCACCCUGUGGAGCUGCACAUCCUCCUGAGUGGAUCCCAGGAUGGCUCUAUGAAGUGCUUCGACCUGAGGAGGAAGGAGUCUGUCUGCACCUUUUCAGGUCAGUCGGAGAGCGUGCGCAAUGUCCACUUCAGCGCCCGCGAUUUCUUCACCUUCGCUGCUACCUUCGAGAAUGGGAACGUACAGCUGUGGGACAUGCGGAGACCUGACCGGUGCGAGAGGAUGUUCACAGCUCACAAUGGACCCGUCUUCUCUUGUGACUGGCACCCGGAUGACAGGGGCUGCCUCGUGACUGGAGGACGGGACAAGAUGGUCAAGGUGUGGGACCUGACUGGUUACAAGGCCAGGGAGAUGUACUGUGUGCAGACCAUUGCCUCCGUGGCACAUGUGCUUUGGCGCCCAGACAGGAGAUACCACAUCACCACCUGCUCCAUGAUGGUGGACCACAACAUCUACAUAUGGGAUGUCCGUAGGCCUUACAUUCCCUUCGCUAUGUUUGAGGAGCACCGUGACGUCACUACUGGCAUUGCCUGGCGCCAUAACCACGACCCCCACUUCCUUCUGUCCGGCUCAAAGGACAGCACCCUCUACCACCAUUUCUUCAAGGAUGCCCAGCGGCCAGCAGGCCAGGCUGUGCCCGAGGGCCUGUGCUUCGGCCUGUUCGGGGAUGUGGCGUUUGCCGUCAAGGAGGGCCUGUGCUCGGCCGAGAGCCACCGCAAGGCCCUGUCCGCCGACCGCCGAUACCCAUUCUUCUUCACCCGGCGGCCGGACCCCACCGAGCAGUUCACCAACGUGUCGAGUGCCCUCAGCCUCUUCGAGACGCAGCCUGGCGCUGCCUCCAUGGACUGGUUCGCUGAGACGGCGGCCCGGUACAGCCUGAGUGGAGGGCCCCUGCCCGAGCUGUGCGACCGUAAUGCUGCCGUCGCCAGGCAACUGAGCCGCCACCAAGUUGCGCAGAUCUGGAGGAUGCUGAAGAUCAUUUACACAGGAACAGGGGCUACCAGCAACAUGUUGUCAGGGUCAGGGAAGACAGGGCCCCCCCUCACUCCCCUCACCAG
Rhincodon typus (whale shark) is the source of this 1438-nucleotide messenger RNA. RefSeq names its product GATOR complex protein WDR24-like. The annotation marks the transcript as partial. NCBI's taxonomy places the organism in Eukaryota, Metazoa, Chordata, Chondrichthyes, Orectolobiformes, Rhincodontidae. Gene Ontology annotation, biological process: positive regulation of TOR signaling. Gene Ontology annotation, molecular function: protein binding. The transcript has 3 exons. The record is from RefSeq and is a predicted model, not a curated record.